AUGCCGAAACGCUUCGAACCGUCCUCCGUGAAGAACAAAAUCAAGCGCGAAGAGCUCGCGCAUAAAAAUAAAAAGGCGAAAGGCCAGGCGAAGUUGCAGAGACGACUUGCGCUCGCGAAGGAGGAGGCCAAGGAUCCUUCUGCAAAGAAAAAACGUCUUGCAGAAAAUGUGCCCCGAACGCUAGACAACACACGGGAUUUCGAUCCCUCCUUCCUCACCGCAGACCCCUCAUCCUCUCACCCAUCCACCCUCGAAUCCUCAGAACCAGGCCCCUCAACACAAACACAAGACCCAACAGCCGAAUCCUACACCGACAUCUCCUCUGACCCCUUCUCCUCCUACUUCUCUUCCUCCACCACCGCCGAUCCCUCCAUCCCUCCAAAGGUCCUCAUCACAACCUCCGCAAAAGCGACCCGUGUGACAUACGACUUCUGUGAAGAAUUAGUGGGAAUUUUUCCGGGUGCGGAAUUCAUUAGGAGGCCGAAGAAGGGGAGGGGGUUCGAGUUGGGGAGGAUCGCGGGGUGGGCCGCAGGGAGAGGGUACGGAAAUUUGAUUGUCGUCAAUGAGAACAUGAAGAAACCUAAUGCUAUUACGAUGGUACACCUUCCCGAUGGACCGACAGCAUACUUCAAACUCACAUCUAUAGCUCUCACAAAACAAAUAUUCGGCCACGCCCGUGCCACAGCACACAACCCCGAACUCGUCCUCAACAACUUCGUCACACGCUUGGGCCACACCGUCGGCCGGAUGUUCCAAACAUUCUUUCCCGCGCUCCCAGAGUUCCAGGGCAGACAGGUCGUGACUCUGCAUAACCAACGGGACUUUCUAUUCUUCAGGCGGCAUCGAUACGCAUUCCGCACCCCCGAGAAAGUCGCCCUCCAAGAAAUCGGACCCCGCUUCACGCUUAAGCUCCGAUCAUUGAAGAAGGGUCUUCCUGCCGUCAAGGCUUUGGGCGAAGCGCCACCCGCACUCGAGUUUGAUAAUUUCGACGAUGUGGAUGAGGAGAUGGCCGCGGAGGAGAAGGCGGCCGCAGAUGCUGUUGGUGCUGGCGACGGGAUGGAGGUGGGGGCUGCGGGGGCUGUUGCUACGGCGGAGAUUGGUGGCGAGGAUGCGGAGAUGGGAGAGGGAGAGGAGGAGGAAGAGGCUAAGGAGGAGGAAGAGGCUAAGGAGGAGGAGGAGGCAGGGAAGGAUAAAGGGAAAGAAGCGAAGAGGAAGCCACCGAAGGGUGAGGAGUUCGAAUGGGUAUGGAAGCCCGAGUUGGAGAAGACGAGGAAGACGUUCUUUUUGUAG
Molecule: messenger RNA, 1290 nt
Organism: Stereum hirsutum FP-91666 SS1
Lineage: Eukaryota; Fungi; Basidiomycota; Agaricomycetes; Russulales; Stereaceae
Product: Brix-domain-containing protein
Exons: 6
Coding region: 1-1290 (429 amino acids)
Biological process (GO): maturation of LSU-rRNA; maturation of 5.8S rRNA
Cellular component (GO): nucleolus; preribosome, large subunit precursor
Molecular function (GO): rRNA primary transcript binding
Source: RefSeq, a predicted model, not a curated record